Molecule: messenger RNA, 1660 nt
Organism: Strongylocentrotus purpuratus (purple sea urchin)
Lineage: Eukaryota; Metazoa; Echinodermata; Echinoidea; Camarodonta; Strongylocentrotidae
Product: metalloproteinase inhibitor 1-like
Exons: 4
Coding region: 316-1065 (249 amino acids)
Biological process (GO): negative regulation of membrane protein ectodomain proteolysis; negative regulation of endopeptidase activity
Cellular component (GO): extracellular matrix
Molecular function (GO): metalloendopeptidase inhibitor activity; protease binding
Source: RefSeq, a predicted model, not a curated record
UCAGGCAGAAGUGCAUUGACUCAGAAUGAAACAAUCCUAUCGCAAUUGGUCAACAGAGAGAGAUUACAUAAUCACUGAAGGAGGGGAUAUCGCAUCAUGAAUGGAAGAGCCCUUUGAUACUACAUCCGUAGGUUAAAGAUUAACCAGGCUGAUUGGUCAAGAACUGCUUAAAUAUCUAUCCAGUCACCAAAAUCAGUCAGUUUCUUACAAAGUCACCAAGCGACCAGCAACCUGGAAUAAUUAGCAGACUUGACUCCGAGUGAAAUAGAAUUUUAAGGCUGAAAAUUUGGAAGUGUACUGAAAUCAUAUUUAAAGAUGGCAUCCUAUCUGAAAUCAUCCUCAUCUGGUAUAAUGAGAUGCUGUAUCUUGGUUACCAUGGUGACCUCUGCUCUUGCCUGUAUGUGUCAACCUUCUCAUCCUCAGCAGCAAUACUGCAAGGCAAAUUUUGUGCUAACAGGACACGUCUUGGAAAAGAAUCCAAUAGACGACAUACAACUGAGAGGGCGCUUUGGUCAAUUUGAGUAUGUGAUCAACGUGGACAAGAUCUUCAAGGAGAAUGAGAAUCUGAAGAAGGGUGCGUCAGGGUUCCCAUUGUCUAUCCUGCCCUCACCAGGGGACAGUCUCUGUGGACCCAAGUCACUCAGGAUAGGAACAAAGUAUCUCAUAGCAGGUAGCGUUGUUGGUGGUGAGCUUCACAUCAGUGCAUGUGAUUGGAUACAGGAAUGGAGAGAUGUAACACAGGAACAGAAAAAAGGAAUUAAGAACUUCUACAGUGCAUACUGCUCUCAGUGCAUGAUCCAGUCUACCAUGGGAGGGUUCAGGCAGAACACCGGUGGAGGAACAGCUGGGGGGUGUAUCUAUGACCCCGCCCCCAGCAUGGUGAAUGGGGUGGAGGACUGCCAGGCUCUCUAUGCUACCUGCAUCAUCCAGCAGGGACAGGAGUGUCAGUGGUAUCACCGUGGUAAUGACUACCAGGACUGCAUCAGCAGGAACAAGCCUUACUACCAUGGGGUCGAGACCACGCAGAGUGUGAAUUUUCCAAUCAUGGAUGAUGUUAUGACGUAAUACCAACAUGAUGUGGAGGACUGCCACGCCCUCUAUAGAUGAUCACUAUUACCAUGGUAACAACUACCAGGACUGUAUCCAGAGGAAAGGACUCUGAACCAGGGGUUCAAGCCAACAUAGAGUGUCAAUUUGUCCUGUCAUGAAUGAUAUUAUGAUGCUAUACCCAUAUGUAUAUCAGCAUGGUAGUCUACUUAACAGCUUGAAAUAAAUGCUCACGAUGUUUUAAGAAAAUAAGUGCAUGUUGCACUCUAAAUACAAACACAGGUUUCAUAUCUGAUUGGACCAGUCUUGUGUCCGUUCAUGUGUAUAUAAGAGUUGCACAGAGUACUUUUCUGUUUUGCAAAAGAGAUCUCCUUGAAAUAUGAUCUGAAGUCAGAGUUUGUCAUGCUCAGAAAAUUUGACAUAUCUUGCCUAUUAUUUAUUGCAAGUAUAAAAUAUAUUGUAUAUAGUUAAUAUAUUUGAAGAAUACUGUAAGUUCAAACGAAUGUACAAAACAGACAGGAGGAAUCCCUGUGUCAAAAAAGAAAAUGACAGAAGCCCAGCAAAAAGUAUGAAAUAACAUACAAUAAAAAUGAUGUUGCUGCACUUUGCUACA